AUGCUCAUGGAGUUACCUGAUGAAAACGAACAGAGCGAUAGCGGAAUGGAAUCUUUGACGGCCAGCAAAGAUGAUACCCCAGAACGCAGACCUGAAGACAUGUUCAUUACCCCUGCUUUGGGCACAUCUCCUACUGCCAGUAACCCACCGUUUCUAUCUCUUAAAGAAUAUGAUGAUGAACCUGAUGAAACCUUACCUGAAAGACUGUGGGGAUUGACUGAAAUGUUUCCAGGCUGUGUUAGAAGCAGUACAUACACAAUAACAACAAAGACUUGGUCAGGUCUGAAGAACUUUUAUCAGCUCUCACGUUCAUUAAUGUGGGUUGUGGCUAGUUCCUCUGUAAUUUUAUUUGCCCCGGUCAUAUUUGAGGUGGAGCGGGCGCAAGUUGAAGAAAUGCAAAAGUCACAACAAAAACAGGUGUUACUAGGCACAAACACUUCAAUGACUGGACCUAUGCCCAGCAUGCCUCCAAUGCCACGAUAA
Leptosia nina is the source of this 483-nucleotide messenger RNA. Lineage: Eukaryota; Metazoa; Arthropoda; Insecta; Lepidoptera; Pieridae. The record is from the annotation of a GenBank genome assembly.